UACUGUGUCUAAAGCAAAUUUGUUGUAUUUUAAGGUGUGUUUUUCCUACCAUCAUAAUGUCAAGGGUCACGUCUCAGUUUCUGAUCUCAUUUAGACUGAAUAACUCAGGAUUAAAUCUCUGGACCAUGUCAGAAUGGUGUAAAUGAGGACAGAACCAAACUCAGUGUUUAUUUGUUUCGUGUUUACCUGGCUCUUCUGUGAAAGGGACUAACUUUGUGUCACCCAUUGCAUUUAAUGAUGCAAAGAACAAGGGAAGGGAGAGGGAUGUUUAGAAAAGGUCCAAAAAGAACCAUGCUGUUGAAGGGUUUCAAGGCUGCAGGUUGUCAGACAUUGUGUAGCUCCUGCUUGUGCAGCCAGGCUGGUAGUAGGCUUGGAUUGUCUGUUCCUCACUAGUUCCUCGCUGUUCCUCAGGCGCAGGAGCCAAGUGGAACCAUUCCUAUGGAGCAAAGCCACUUCCACUGAGUCAACAGAAAUCUUUCCACUGACUUAAAGAAGAGCUGGAUCGGACUUUACUAGGGAAAAUGUUGACAGUAUCAGAUAUCGUUUACUUUUCAUUUAGAAAGAUUAAGGGAAAAAAUAAGGUAGUAAAUGAACCUAUUAUUAGCACAGGAAUAAAGCCAGGAUUUCUUUUGAGGCUUUCUCAAAUUCUGUGAUAUCACUGUCUCCUAAAGACUGAGCAUCAUUUUGUGAAGUGCUGCUAAAAUAUUUAUUAGUUUGUUAAAGCUGGUUGUUAAACACAGAGGUAGAUUUUGCCAAUUUUCAUCACAGGCCUAAAUGUAUAUUUUUUUAGGAUUUAUUUUUUCAGUGUACUCCACAGAAAUAAAUUAGAAUCUGGGUGGGGUUUGUGGUUUGGUUUUUAGGUUGCUUUUUUUUUGCUUGGGUGGUUUUUUUUUCCCUAAUCCAUCAGUAGUUACUGUAGGAUUUAAAACUCCUGAAGUAUUUUUUCUCUUGGCAGAUAUUUAUUGUACACUGGCAAUCAGGCAGUACAGUGCAUAAUGUGAAAGAAUUUAUCUGAAUCCAGACUGUUUGGUUUUAAUAAGCUGUAGAAGUAAGAAGAAAAUAUUGAAUAUUUCUUCCAAGUCGUGUUUGCUUCUUUUUUAUGGAGCCAGUCACAAAUGUUCACCAUGAGCAGUUAACUCUUUUUUUUUAAUGACAGAAUGAACUAAAUCUUAUUAGUAUUAGUACGAAUAAAAAAUGGACAAUUAAGUCCUUUCUCUAGCUUUGAAAGUCCCAAGAAAAAGUAGGAAGAUUAUGAAAAUAAGAAAUAAGCCAAGUUCACUAAUGGUAGAAGCAAAUUAAACUUUCACUCAGCUAACGGGCAUCAUUUUCCACUCUUGGUAAGUUGAUUUUUAGACCAAGAACAAAGAGUUAAGUUACAUAUAUUUUCUUUAAUCCAUUAACUAUGUGGCUUGCUGCACACAGACCUGCAGGAAUUCAGACUUCCUGCUACAGUUAUCUUCAGAAUGAAGAGAAAUUCACCUGAAUUUUCCCAUUCACGACCACAGAGGCAGCAAGAAUCUAAGAUAGAAGGGAUCAAAACAAUAGGAAUUAUCUCAACCCCAAUUGUUUGGCCAGUGAAGCAAAGACCCCUGCAUUUCAGUAAAAAUUCAUCAGAUGAUAACCCAGAGAGAAAAAACCCAUACAGCCUCUUCCUUCCAACUUUGUCCACACCAGCUUCUUCUGAGGAGAAUGGCAACAAAACCUUGUCUGCUUAUACAGAAAACACCAACCUUGAUUAUACUGUAAUGGAUCAGUUGCCAAAUGAAAAUAUUUUGAAUUAUUCUAGAAGUUCAUUCCGUGGUACUUCUGGUGCAGCAGAUGCAGUUACAGAGCCCCCUGUGAGUGCAGCAGUUCCUCUUCUUCACAGCAGAAAUCCCAGUGCAGAGCUAGCAAGGACUUUGGCAAGUAGGCUCCAUCUUUCUGACUCUGAGCCAUCGUUCCACUCUCCUGUUAGCAGCAGCAGCAGCAGCACUGUUUAUGAACAUGAAGAAGAAACUCUCUGGAUUUCAUCCUCCAACAGCGACACAACCAAUUUCGUGCAUACAAGCAAUGUCUUGGAGCCUGUGAACUGGUGGAAUGAGCCUGUAUUUCACCAUCGUAUCACCUCUGAUACUCAAGAAGACAGACAUCAUUUUCUUUCUGGCUUUUCUGUACCACCUACAGGUGAGAAGCCACCAUUCCAAAAAAGUAGGUUAGAUUUGCUAGACUUGGCACCUGACAAUUUUUACCUGGAAAUGAUAGAAGGCAAUGCUGACAGGAAAACGUUUUCUACAUUAUCAGCAAACAGUGAAUUUCAGUUUAGAAAAUCUGUGCACAUUAAGGACCAUCACUCAGGAGGCAUUACAAAUUUAACCUCUGUGGAAAUUCUACAUGCGAAACCAACAAGUUUUUUUCAGAACAUGAAAAAAUCAUACACAAAAUUUAUGCAUGGCAGCCAACUGACAAAUUCAGUCCAACGACACAGUAAAGAACUAUUAACAUUUUCAUCAUUUCUGGUAGAACCAGGCUGGACAAGCUCAGCAUUUAAGCAUGUUGUAACAACCCUGCCUGUUUAUCAACAGCUGUUGACUGACACAUAUUUGAAAAGUGACAGCAUAUUUAUAUCUAGUAGUAAUUACUGGUCUCAUUAUUUACAGCAUUCAUUAUACUUUCAAAAUCCAAGUGAGACCCUUAGAAAUGGAGCACUGGAGAACAAUUUGGAUGCAUUUCAUGAUAGUAAUGAAAAUGAAGAAUCAUCAUUUUCCAUAUUCGAGCCAGAGAACAUGAAUCCAGUUGCUGACUCCUGGGACUCAGAUUACUCGGAUUUUCCAACAAAAUCUGUAGAUAUAUCCCCCUCUUUAAGAGCAAGUUUCUGGACUGUUUCGCAUCAUUUGAAAGAAGCAUCUCAAGUGUUUUCUGGGGAGCCAUCAGAAAAUUUUUGGCUCUCAUUUAAUAAACUGCUUUCUUCCCCAACAGAGAGUUUGCUGUCCAUUAGUUUAUAUGCUAACUCUGACAGUAUCUCUGAACAAACAUCUGCCAUUAGAUUUGUAGGUCACAGAGCUGAAGAAAGUAAUUUUUCUAGUCAUUUAUCAACUUUGGAAACACAAAUCUUUAGUUCAUUAAUUCCAGGCAUUUCAAAGAGAAUUUCAGAAAGUAAUUUCUGGUCAAUAUCACAAUUGCAGUCAACAAUGAGCUUUGCAAACCUAACUGUGACUUCCCACAGUGAAUUUUAUUUUGAUUUUCCUUCCCUGGAAGCACCUUUCAUUCAGUCCUCUGUAUGGGAACAGGUAAGCCCUUUUGAUCAGGUGCUUGAAAACUCUGCAGAUAGUUUGCCCAUGCAAAUUCAAACUGACAUAGUAAGUGAUCAAACUGGCAUGGCUUUCCUAAACAAUAGGCAUCAGCCUGUUUCUGUUUUUCCAACACACUCAGGAACUCAGCCUUCUUGUUCAAGGGAUAGCCGAGCUCCUUUCUUGAUCAGUACAUCUGGGGCUGAGGUUACUUGGAGAGUUAAAAGUUUGACAAGCAGUGCAAGAACACACAAAACACAGCAGUCUCAAAGUCUUCUGGAGAAUGAUACUAUAACAAAUACCAUUGAUAAACCAAGAAGUAAAGUUCAGAAAGAUGCAGGUAUUUUUUUAAAAAGCAUCAGUUCAACAAGUUCUGACUUUUUUCCAGUGUCUUUGGAAUUACAGCAAUUUCUUCAUUCAGAAUCGGAAUUCAGAGACAGUGUAACUCCUAACACCUAUUCUACACCUCCACUCCCACAAAGUUUUCAGAAUCAUCUUGAUACAAUUACUCCAAGCUUGCUCCCUCAGUGGGAUGUAGAAGAGUUAAACUUGCCAACAACAGAAGCACCAAGAAAUUAUCUAACUGUUUUAGGACAAAACUCCGUUGAAAAUCAAGCGGACGGUCCAAGAUACUCUCUCUGGGCAGUGGAAAAAGAAAUCAUUGACAAUGAUAAAGACAUAAGGGAUUUUGCUGUUCUGACAUCAACAAAUAUACCGAGGCUUUCUGAGUGGAAUUCAGUGGGGGAGGUGUACAGACCCUUCAGCAGGAGCAGAGAAGCAAUAUCUACCAGUACUGCUAAUGCCUUGGAUUUUGAAAAUGCUGAUUAUGGACAUCUUGCAAAUCUCUCUUCUGUCCUGGAAUCAUCAAGAACUGCAAUAAUGAGUGAUGUGGUGCCUCUACCAUCUUCCUAUAGCAGAGUUUUUAUGCAGCACAAAGAGACCAUCUUGACAGGCACUCUGACAACAGCUGCAGCAGCCAUCCAUCACUCUCUCGUGCAGAUCCAAACAUCAAUUUCUUCUGUGACGUACCAUGAGUCAUCAGUUUCAGCCCAUGUUUAUUCCUUGGCCAAUUUACCAUCUGGGACAAGCCAGAACAGCACCUCUUACCCACCACUGAAACAACUUACUAGCUCUGCUGCAGUCCUUUUGCCUUGUUUGUGUGACUUCUUCACUGAGCUGGGCUGCCUGUGUCGACCUGAGUUCCACUACAGUAUGUCAAGCUGCUAAGUUAGAUGUAGAAAAAACCCCAGAUCAUCUUAUCUGUUAGAUAUUCAGUUGGUAGACUGAAUGUAGAUGUAGCUGUCUUUCGUCCUUUAGAUGUAGGACCAUUUAGCAUAGGAAAAUGUUUAGGAAUAAUAGUAUAAUUACAGUAGAAGGGAAUUUGUAACAUAUUAGUGAUAGUAGAUGUCAUUAAUGUGUGAUUUCUCUUAUUUGUGUGCUUUUCUAAGACAGCUCUCAAGAGACUGUGAGAAUAAUAUACUGGUUUCCAUGUAUUUUAUAUGAUUAAAUGACAAUUUAUUGUUUGAGAGUAUAUGAAUGUUUUUUACUGACUUAUUUUUGAGGAUUUGAUUUUCUUCAAAAAUGGAAGGUUUUUCAAAACUCAGUGUUUGAAUAAUAAAACUCAGCGUUUCCCUAACAUAAUUUUUAAAAAUACUCACAUUUGAUUCAUCAUUCUAUUUUUGUAGUUGGUGGUGGGUGUAGGGAGCAUUGUUUUCAAGGCUGUUUUUUCCUUUUUUUUCAGAUUUUCUCUGGCUAUACAUUUCACCAAUUUUAUAAACUUUUUUUUCUUUUCAUUCAGCAUUUUGA
Haemorhous mexicanus (house finch) is the source of this 5072-nucleotide messenger RNA. RefSeq lists its product as uncharacterized. The transcript has a single exon. The record is from RefSeq and is a predicted model, not a curated record. Bases 1464 to 4493 code for a protein of 1009 amino acids. Lineage: Eukaryota; Metazoa; Chordata; Aves; Passeriformes; Fringillidae.